This is a messenger RNA of Colletotrichum spaethianum, 1662 nucleotides long. RefSeq lists its product as uncharacterized. The coding region runs from base 1 to 1662 and encodes 553 amino acids. NCBI's taxonomy places the organism in Eukaryota, Fungi, Ascomycota, Sordariomycetes, Glomerellales, Glomerellaceae. The record is from RefSeq and is a predicted model, not a curated record. The transcript has a single exon.
AUGUCGCUAUCCUCGGGAUCAUGGCAUCAAGAUUACACCAGUUCGGAGUCGGAAACUAGCUCCAUGGAUGCCGACUACUUUGAGCAGCAAAAUAGAACCAUGUUUCCGCCCCUUUUGCCCAGUGCGCAAGGCCGGACGUUCGAGCGAGAAAGAAAACAGAUGACCAACUCAAUCACUAACAUGGUCUCGCGUCUUGAACACUCUCGGAGCUCCGUCCCCAGCCUGGUUGCAUCCGAUGCCUCUUCGGCAGCAUCAGUGGCCUCGAUGGAGGACGAUGGUGUUCAGGAACUUUGGAUUCAGAUGAAGGAGCGUCGCCAACGGCUGAACUCGCUCAAAGGGGAAAUGGCUAUCAAGCGCAAAGCUCUUCAGGAGCUGCGUCGUAAGAAGGAUGAAGCCGACAACACCUUCAUGCAUAUGCUCCGCCCUAUCCUUGUCAGGGGCCGGCGAGAUUUACAGGGCACCCCUAACGAUUUGCUGGACAAACGCUUUGCCGAGAUGCAGUCACUUCGCACAGAGUAUCAUUGGCUCGAGUCUGGGUACGAGGGACACGAAUUCGCUCUAGACGAGGAAGAGGUCGAACUCAUCAAAGUUGAGACGCGAUUCUUUAGCCUUCUGGCCGCAGGAAGCGGGAGGAAUCUCCGGUCAGUCCCUCACACGGACGACUCUGAGGACGGCGAAGCGGAGGAGUCGACAGACAUGCCAUAUGAACUGACCGGUAUAUCUCGCAAUGGGCCAACUGACGAUGCCCAUCCACUAUGGGAAGAUCUCGUGUCUGCGGUUGGAGAUUUGAGCAACGCCAGAGAAGAAUACGAGGACCUCCUUCUCUACCACAAUCAAUAUACCUACAGCAUGGACGUGAAAAAAUCCGCAGGAUUAGCGCCUAGCUUGGAAGAGAUCGAGUUCAUGGACGAGUUUCCGGAAGAAGAACGCGAGAAGCGGGAAUAUGUCGACCGCCUCACGGAGGAGGUUAGCAGACUCAAGCAAAUUUGCAACCAGAAGGGAGCAAUGAAGAAGCAUCCGUCCUUCAAAAUCGCGUAUGCUCUAGACCCGAAUAUCGGAGAGGAUCUCUCGCUUAGCAGUCCCUCUCCAGAGUCGGGGACCCUCGCUCACCGGCAGUUCCCGGAGCUCCUGUCCCAACCAGACCAUGUUCUCCGACCAGAACCCUUAACAGCUCUGGAUGAGCUGAAACGAGCUGCAAAACUUCCUGCCGACAAUCCGGUAAGAAAGUCGCAGCUGUACGCGGCCCAGAAGGAAUAUGGCAUCUCAAGGUUGAUCGGCGAGUUUAAAGGGGAAGACAAGUCUGAUUUCAUCACCAGGUGGCUUCUGCAUCAACUGCGGACGUCACCGCUUGAAGUUGAGCUUCUCUACUCGACCUUCAUCCAGACGAUCCGCCUGAAGAUCGGAAACUUUCAGCGUUGGCAGCAAGACGUGCUCUUCCACUGGUGGAGAGACGGCGCUGUGAAAUCGCCAGAUGAAUUCUUCGGUCCACUUACGGGGAGCGGUAGAGUAUGGCCCGGGCAUGAGACGAUUGCGGAGCAUACCUCGCUGCCUCCAGAGUGCGGCACGCAGUUUUCUACGCCAUCGAGAGCAGUAACGGAAGACUGUAUGAGCAAUAAUCGACAAGCAUACGAGGAUGCAAGCCUGUCUACAGCAAUUUGUUGA